GUGUUUACUAAGGUAUGCAAAAAGGCACAAACAAAUGGCUUGCUUAUCAGGCGUGCAUGCCUGAGUGAACAAACACUCUGGACCCUCCCCCACGCUGUAAAUGGUUGCACCCGAUUCAAUUCAGUUUGUAUAGUGGGCUUUGCUUGCUGAGAGGCCGCCAUGAUGUGCUUUUUUGUAUCAGCCUCUUCUGCGGGCAUAACAAUAGUGGUAUGUGGCGUCCUUUACUAGGGUGAUUUGACUCACGCACCACCCCCAUGCAAUGAUAUUGUGAGGGACUGUAAAGCUCCAACUCCCACGGCUGACUGUCAGUCGAGUCACUACGCAAGACCAGUCAUCGCAUUUCUCAACCCUUAAUCAUAUGCUUGCAUAAGGCUGUGAAGACUGACUCAGUAAACGGAACUCAGAAUAUUGGAAAUAUAACAACAAGUGUGCAUUGCAGUGGAAGUGGAGCUGUAUUUUAGCUUGGAUAGUGAUCGGCAGAGGAAGAUUGUUGUGAGCUCUUUCCUUGUGUUUAUACGAGCUUGAGUGCCUCUAGUGUAAAAGGAAUUGCAGCCUAAAGAAGAAAAUUUCAACAAGAUACUUUUCUCAUCUGUCAAUGGCCCAAGACGCCCAAGACACGUGAAGAAGGGACACUAAACAUUCAACUAUUAUUAUAAAGAGGUGGACAGAGACAUACUAACCAGAGAGAGAGAAGACAGAAGGAGAAACCAUGAUGGAAGUCGGCUAUGGGGGCCGUCUGAAUGGACACAGCUAUGACAGUGGCAGUUCAACCUUGAAUCGAGGAGGAGGAGGAGGAAAUGGAGAUGUGAGAUGGGAGAAGGAUACAGUUUCAAUCCGACGGGCCCAGGGAUUGGGGUUUGGUAUCGCAGUGAGCGGUGGUCAGGAUAACCCCCAUUUCUCCAGCGGUGAGACCUCUAUCGUCGUGUCAGACGUUGCACCCAAUGGACCGGCAGAGGGUAUGCUCAAAAAGAAUGAUCGUAUCCUAUCUGUAAACGGGGCCAGCAUGGAGAAUGCUUACCACAGCGACGCCAUUGGAGCUCUGAGACACAGUGGAGAAGUUGUCACCAUUACAUAUAAACGCAAGAUGACCGGACCCCCUCCACGUGCAGCUGACACACAGCUCGAUGGCAUUGACAACAAGCAAUACAUACGACUCUCAAAGAAUAGGAAUGAGAGUUAUGGAAUGCGACUCGGGUACAAGCUCUUUGUGGAUAGCCUGAAUGAGUACGGUGUCGCAGCAUCCUUGGGGCUCAGGAAAGGAGAUGAGAUCCUUACGAUAAAUAACACCCCUGUGGCGCAGGUCAGUCUAUCUGAUGCCCAUGCAAUCAUUGAGCGGUCAAGGGAUGGUAUGGAGCUGGACAUCACUAGACCGAUUGCCUUGGACAGAGUAUCUCUGGCCAGUUCCAUCGAGCAGUACACUGCUCCUACCCUGCAGCCAGGGCUACAGGCAGGCCCUCCCAGACCCCCACCACCAGCCGAGGAGGAUGAAUACAUUCCUCCUCCCCCAAGACCACCCAGUCCAGGUCAGGAUGACUUCAGAGAUGGCAUUCCUGUUGACCCGGAAGGAGAUUCCCAUGUGGUGAGCUUCAACAAGGGAGGCAGCGUGGGUAUCAAGCUGAUCGGAGGUAACGAGGUGGGAAUCUACGUUGCUGGUAUCAAACCAGGUAGCCCUGCAGAGAGCUCUGGUGUAGCCAUCGCAGACAGGAUCACAUGUGUAAACGAGGAAAUCUAUCUCCAAGGUUUGACAAAGGAAGAGGUGGCUCUCCUUCUGCUCACGUUACCUGAUUUCAUUAAGCUAGAAGUCAGACACAGCAGAUCAGCUUUUAGAAAUGUCAUGGAAUCGGGGAGAGGAGACAAGUUCUACAUCAAAGCACAUUUUGCGUAUGAGAACCCAGUAGGAGAGGAGUUGAAGUUCCCCCGUGGUACAGUCUUCAGAACGGUAGACACCUUCCCAGAGGGUGCUAUGGGUUACUGGUAUGCCAUCAGAUUGGAUAGGAAUAACAUUGCAACAGAGAGGGGACUCAUUCCAAACAACAGCAGAGCAACUCAGAGUAACAUGGCUCAGCAGUCGGUGGAGACUGUCAAACUUCUCAACACAAGUGGUACUAGGAAAGAGUUCUUCAAGAGGAGGGGCAAUAGAGCCAGCAUGAGGAAGAUCAAGAGUUCUGCUGUUAGAAUCGAGAUCGAGGAUGAAUACGAUGAGGUUGUCUUUGCUGGAACACCAGGUAAAUUCCCUGCCUAUGAGAGAGUCACUCUAGGAACAGUUGGUUUUGCCAGGCCUGUGGUUAUCUUUGGACCUCUAGCGGACAUUGCCCGAGACCAUCUCAAGGAUGCCCUCCCGGAUAAAUUUGAGAAUCCUCUUACAGAGCACACAUUUGACAGUCACCCAGGGGAACAGCUAAAGAUAAAUCCUCAAGGCAUGGUCAAGAUUGGUUCAAUCAAAGACUGCAUUGACAAGGGUAAACACUGUCUGCUUGAUGUGACGCCAUUUGCAGUUGAGCAGCUGAACCUGAUGCAGUACUACCCCAUCGUCAUCUUCCUGAAUGCAGACUCUCGCUCGCAGGUCAAGGAUAUCAGGGGACAGUACAUGAGUCCAGAGCAGAACAAGGGCUCCAAGAAGCUAUACAAGACUAGCUUGACCCUCAAGAAGGCCUUUGCACAUCUCUUCACAGCCAUGAUCCCUUUGACCACUGAUAGCCAGUGGCUCCAGAAUGUGAAAGAUGCUAUCAGGAUACAAGAAAGGAAAGAAAUCUGGAUGUCAGAGACCAAGUACGAGGAACCUGAGGCAGAUGAGAGUCACCUACCUCUGGUGGGCCCCAUCAUCCUACCAAUUGACUAUGAUACCGAUGCGGAAUCCAUCUUCCCUGACUCCCAUGCCAAUAGCACUCUUGACUCUGACAUCGAGCGGCUUUCUCCCACGAUGACGGCAAACACCUCAGCAACCCCUGGCGCCGCCUCGGAGAGCUCAUUCAACUUCAGUGAGAAAGAAGUCAAAGCUACCCUUCCUAGGACAGACCCACCUCCCAAGAGAUACUCCUCAGAUGAGGAAGAGUUUCCAUCAAGCUUUGACCGCAGACGUAAAUCUCGAUCCCGUUCCAAGAAGAAGGAGAGUAUCUGGUCAUCUCUGAGGCGCAGCAUGUCCCGCUCUCGCUCCAGAUCUCGGGAUAGGAGAGAAGAAGCCAGGGAGAUUGAAAGGGAGGAAGCCGAAGAGGAGAGGAGAGAGCAGGAAAGAGCAGAGAGGGAAAGAAUGGAAGAGGAGAUGAACAAACGGAACACUCUAGAGCGAGAGCCUGAGCAGCGCCCUUCAAAGAAAGACCAGCACCGUCGUCGAGACGAGGCCAAGGAGAUUGCAGAGGAAACCCUGAACUCAAGGGGCAAGUCACAAGGUCAGGAAGACCUGAGAGCUCCAAGUGAUACCAUCAACCUCGGCACCCUUGUUGAUGAGUUCAAGUCCUUUGGCAUUGAUGGUGAUGUCAGCGUCAAUGGCCACAUGGAGCCAGAACCUAUCAGUGCCUCACUGGACGUAGAAGUGGAAUCAGCCCCUCCUCCUUCUGCAUUCAGACCGCAGCCACAACCCAGGACCAAGCCCAUCCAGCCUGUAGUCUCUCUGGUCCAACAUUCGGCACCCAUCGAGACAGACCUUGAUGCCAUUCAACCCCCUUACACUGGCUAUGAGGAUUCAGAUCUUCUGCCUGCAGCACCCAAGACUCCAGUCCUGGAGACAACAUUCGGGCCAGAAGACAGUGACAGUGAUGAUGAUGAAGAUGAGGGUCCUCCACCUCCUGCACGAAUGGAACAUAAUCCAGCAGAGACUCGUCCAGCAGAGCCUGCCUCUCGUCCCAGGAGAGUAGCUGCAACUCCAAAGCAGCAGACCCCAGAAACUCGUCGUUCAGAACCAUCCCGCCCAAAGAGGACACCAAAUACCCCUAUGUCCAAGCCUGAAGCUCGUCCUGAAAUAGAGCUGUCUUACUCAGCAGAAGUUUCACGUCCAAAGAGGACAUCAUCAGUAUCUCGCCCAGCAGAGCCCACGGUGGAUAUUUCUGCACCUAGCUGGGAGAUCCCAGACUUCCAGGAACCAACCCGCUCAUUGCCCCCUGCACGCCCUCCUCCUCCCCCACCAGAAGAAGAGGAGUUACCCCCACCACCCAAACCAGAAUUACCCCCUCCAAAGCCAGUGGAGCCUGUAUACAGUCAGGUGCAAAAGAGCAAACCUAGUCCACAUGUUAGUCCUCUGGGAUGGGACCACAGCGAGGUAAAGCAGAGUAAGCCAAGUCCAAGGGCCAGUCCGCAAGGAUGGGACCUACCUGCACAGGUAGAACCACCACCACCACUUGCUCAGCCUGCUUUCCAGACCUCUACACCAGCCACCAGCAGCUCAAGAUGGGAGACCAAAACAGAAACUGAGGUACACACCAUUACGGUUGGGUCAGGCUUCGUCAAUGCAGAGGUCAAGAAAGUGGACCUUGGUGGUGACAAGUCAGAGGAUGAGGUGUCUGCUGAUGCAUACCGCAACCAGCUUGCAAAAAUGGCUAAUCUGAUCAAGCGCAGUGAUAGCCCACGUGGAUGGUCGAGCGCCACUAAAGCGCCCUCUCAAAUCAGGCCAGUGCGGGCGCCCAAACCACCAACAACGGGACAAACAGGAAAUGCCUACCUGGACAGUAAAAAGGCAAGGGAGAACUUCUUUAAUACUUCUGAGCCCAAUGCGCCACCCAAAGCACCAGGAUCACCUUAUGACAGGGAGUCGUACCAGGCUCACAAAGAGAGGACCAAGAAGAGAUCGCAGUCACCAGGCAGACAGUACCAGGAGAGGUCAGGCAUCUACCCACCACACAACAACUAUGACAAGAAGAAGCCUGCAUUCAAACCCAUCCCAGUCGAUGAGGUAGCCUUAAAAUCUGAUGAGGGACAAGAAGUUGUGGAUACUGUGAGAGGAACCUUCGACAGCAACGGAGGGGUCCUGAACUCCCCUUCCACCGGUGUGAGCAUCCACAUCCCUAAGGGUGCCAUCCCAGAGGGUUGCAGCCAGGAGCUCUACUUUAAGGUCUGCAGAGAUACCAGUAUGCUGCCUCCACUCGACAAGAACAAAGGAGAGACGUUGCUGAGCCCGCUGGUGAUGUGUGGCCCUCACGGUCUCAAGUUCAUGAAGCCUGUAGAGCUGAAGCUGCCUCACUCUGCAUCCAACACCCAAGAAGGUUGGGAAUUUAACCUCAAGUCUAGUGAUGCAGGACAAGGAGAGCCAGCACAAUGGAAGAACCAGAACAUCCCUGGCCUGAAGAGUGCUGAGUCUAAGCCCAUCACCAAGACAGUGUCUGUCAUGGUGGACCACUUCUAGAACCACCUCCAAGACCACACUACCAUCCCCAGAAUAGUACAACACAUGGACUAGAUCUUCAUGGUGAUGACUGAUAUGAUAAAUGUAUUCAAUAUCAACAUAUGUAGAGCAAGAUUUACAUGGAUAGGUCUACAUGUAUAUCUAACAUACAGGAUUAAACUCCUCCUUUGUUUAGAUACAGUUCUACACUUGGAAUGACAUGUCUGUGCCUCUAGGAAACAACUCAUACCUGUUUAUGACAUCUUGCUUCAUGUUCAGUUCUUAAUGUCUUACAUUGGAAUGUGUUGUGUAGGAUAGAGGUCAAAGAGAACUCGAGGUGAAUCAAAUUGUCGGUAGCAGCUUUACAUCAAGACCAAUGAUAUUUGAUGAAAAUUUAGUGCCAACUAUGUUUUGUCAUCCAUUUUUUUAAUGUCUAGGUAUUUGAUGGAAGAUAUUAGACAUGUCAGGACCAUAUUAGAAUAUAUCUUUUAUCAAGUCUUGUCGCCUUAAUGAUAUCCAUGUGAGAGAAGAAAAAACACUGAAUGUCAUGUUGAUAGAAUUAAACUUCAGAUUCUUCUUUCAGUCAUAAGAUCAGCUUUAGAAAUUCAUUUCCAAUAUUUCCCAUUUUUCCAUGAACAACAUGUAUUCUUACAUCCCAUCCCAUUGAUAUGUUGUAAAUACAGUACUCCAUGUAUUCCAGUACAAAGCCUGAUUCUGUACUAAACAGUCAACAGUACUUAGCUUAGAUUGUAUCUGCUUUAUUCAUUCCAGAGGGAACUCAAAUAUUUGCUUAUACCUUGUAUUUUUUAGAUUAAAACAUCAUCACUAACAAUAAUGUAUAAAUAAUACUUUUUUUUCUUCUUUAUGUCAUAUUGUUUUUCUUCUCUGUUUUUGUUCAAUUUUGGACCAGAAAUUACCCUGGACUUAUUGACUUCAAAUCCCUCCCAGUGGGUUUGUGUAUGAAUUCUUAAUAACCAAUGGAAAAUUUGCUCUGCUAAUCAUGCCAAAUUGGUAGGCUAAGUGUACUUUUAUAUUAAGAUUUAGAUCAAUAUUUUAGUUAAGCUCUUCCAAACGCAUUAUAAACCAGAUUUUAUUGACCUUUUUGCAAGAUACAUGUAUAUAUUCCUUUUAUGAUGAAAUGUGUUGGAGGACAAAAUAAAGGAUUGUGUCCAAUUAUUUUGUCACAUAAUUGUAGUCCGAACACCAAUGUAUUUUUAUACUAAUUAGCAGUGCCUUUACCAGCACAAUUGGAAGUAAUUUGAGAUAGACCUAGCAGCAAUCAAUGAUUUCAUUUGAUAUGAUGUAAAUAGUAUUCUGCAGUUGGCGGGCAAUGAGACUAAGAAUCAAUAAUAAGGCAGAGUUCCGACUCUGUUUCUGAAGAUUGUAUCAAAAUUGUAAAUGAGAAUUUAGAAAUUUUAAAUGUCCAACUGUAUUUGUAAAUAUUGAUGUAGAUUUCAAAUCAUGAAUACAAAAUUGUAAACAUUUAGCUUAUUUUUUAGUCUAACCAAAGUAUUACUAUUUAUCUGUAUGAUUGCUUAUUUGCUUUAACACAUUACCUUGCUGUCUAGUGUUUCAUAUUCUGUGAUUGUAAAAGCCUUUUUUUUAUAUUCAUUAUUUGUUACUAAUCAUAUAUAUGUAGAGAAAUCCUACCUCUAUUAAUUGCAUCUGAUUUCCUAGAGUUACAAAAGAAGAGGAGGUGGAAUUUUCACUGAAUGAUCAAGGUUCUAUGAUUGUCAGGCUUAAUAUAGUCUUUUUUUGCUAUCAAAUUCGUAGCCUACUUAGCCUGCAUGUUUAGUAAUGUAAGUUUACACUUCAGUGAAUGCUGAUUGCUGCAAAGUAGAAGGAGGAAGCUAGAAUGGAAUUAAAGAAGAUGUACAAAAAAUAUCUUUGUUUAAAAUCAUCCCACUGUGAUUGGUUUCUUAUCGAACCGUGUCGAGUAAACAGUGUUGAGUUAUGUGACAUCAAACUCUGAAAUAAGAGUGAAGACUUAUAUUCUGUAAACUGAAUUUCAAUGCAGUUUCAUUUUUCAUUUAUGCAUUACAAAUUCAUGGCUUUAUUCCUACUAGACAUACAAUUAUGUAGACAUAACAAUGCCCUUCAAUCUCUUGAAUAUCAUCCAUAUACGUUUAAGACUUUAUUUUUGUAGCAUUGCCACCAUUUUGAUUGUUUGACAGCUGUAUUCAGCAGCCUGUAUCUUGGAAAGUAUAUUUAGUGUUUAUCUGCUUUCACGUUUGUUGUGGUCAAAGUCUCUGUUUGAAAUUUUUUUCAAACACUGAAUUUCGUAUUCAUCCAAUAAUGUCAAUGCCUUCUCAUAUGCACAGAAAACAUUAUAUUACAUGUUUAAUGGCACCAAGAGAUUUUUUUUCUGUUUUUCUUGGCAAUAUAUAAUUGCUUUUAUAAUUUUACAUUUAGGUUUAAAAUUUGUUAGUUUUCCAUCAUUUCACCAUGCACUUUAUUCCAGGUAUAAUAAUUUUUCUCAUUCAUGGACUACCUAUGUCUUAGGUAAAGAGGUAUACCGGUAGUUCCGGCUUCCAUUGUGAAAAAUGCUUCACUUGUGUAUUGUACCAUUCAACAUUCAUAUUCUCAAUGCUCUUGUAACAUUCAGUUUUAACUUACAAAAUAAUAAGAACGAUUUAUUUGUUUGUUGUGUUUAACAAAUAUUUUCUAGCAGAUAUUUUAAGUUCUGUUAUAGUAUUCAUGAAAAUAACUUGUAUUCAUUCAACUAGUUAUGCUUGUAUAAUUAAAUGUGUUGUAUUUUGAGAAAUUGUAUUUGUAAUAGAGGCAUCAAUAUCCAUUCUAUUCUGCUGCUUUUAUAUCAAAUUACAGAAAUUGCAGAUCACUUUGUAUUAGUUUUACUGUACCUUCUCACUCUACGGGUGUUGGGCACUUAUGAUUAUGUAAUUAAGGGUUCAUAUCGUCAUCUUGUGAUGAAAUAAAAUUUCCAACCAAA
Messenger RNA from Strongylocentrotus purpuratus (purple sea urchin), 8261 nucleotides. Its product is annotated as tight junction protein ZO-1. Gene Ontology annotation, cellular component: bicellular tight junction; plasma membrane. Gene Ontology annotation, biological process: protein localization to cell-cell junction; cell-cell junction organization; cell-cell adhesion. Lineage: Eukaryota; Metazoa; Echinodermata; Echinoidea; Camarodonta; Strongylocentrotidae. Gene Ontology annotation, molecular function: cell adhesion molecule binding. The transcript has 25 exons. Bases 710 to 5332 code for a protein of 1540 amino acids. The record is from RefSeq and is a predicted model, not a curated record.